GUCGACCGGUUUCUAUCUCUCGAGGUAUUCACUCGCAUCCGAGAUGUGAAUGUGGACACUGACUUGUAUAAGUUACAGCUUCACAGUUGUCGAUGGCCGCAGAGACUUCGUGGAGGAGUGUGAAGACGGCUGCGACGACCAUGGCGAGCAUGGUGAGGACGUGGAUGGAAUCUUAGAGCCUAGUGUUUCUGUGUGGCAAGGUUUAGUUAACGGUCUCUUUAUCAAGGUCUCUCUCCCAUUUACUUCCGGCUCGUCGUCCUGACUCUGAUGCCCCACGGCUUCAACUGGUCGGGGGGCCGUGUCACCUCAAUUAUUUAUUGACCUCGCUUGCGUCGUGCGCGCACGGCACAUUGCGCACCUGGGUAACGCAAUCGUCUCGCCUCCCAUUUAACACCCCUUCGCGUUGUCAUUGGUGGUGGUGGGAGGUGCCCCCGGAACGGAGGUGCUUUGUCGUGUUGGAUGUUACGCCGGCGCGAUUUUUGCGCUUAGGUUUUUUUAUUCGAAUGGGUGGAUGUUGUGAGGAUGGAUUUUGUUGAGAUUAUCCGCAAGCUAUUCGGUUUCAAUGCGGCAAUUUGAAGGAGUGGAGGGGGUGUUGGAUUGUGGUGAUUGUUUGCGGAGCUUAAGCAGAUACGACAUUUGGUACAGACAUCCAAACGUGGUUGUCGCUUGUUAGCUCGAUUCUGGGAAUGCACUUGUGCUUGGUUUGGGGCUGUCUGUGCGCUGCUGAACCUGCUGCCCUACUCUAACAGGUCAGAGUUAGUGACAUUCAGAGGCUACAGCAGGAAUCGUAGGAGCUUUUUGAUACAUUUGGUCAGAUAUGCUUCAUUGUGGAGCUCUGCUCUAUAGCGCCUCUCUUUAUUGGGUCUCGUCCUUCCUUUCUGUUGAAUUUUUCAGAUUCCUUUAGUCUGCUCCGUCCAUUCUUGUUUUUGACAAACUAGGUGAAUUUUAAGCUUCACGAUAUGUUUCAGUUACAGUUUCGUAACUUUAGUAGAUCCUAGUAGUCUUUAUUAGAAUCCAAGGACUUGUGGGUCACGUGAGUGAGAACUCUGUCCAUUUUCUCACUUUGUUGUUCUCUAGUUGUGAAACCAAUUCAUUGUUCUGUAGGUGUAGACACAAUUCCAAGCUCCCUUCUCCACCUUGUGUUGGUUCUGCCCUUAUUAUUUUACUCGAACGUGCUGUCGUGCCUCUCUCUCCCCGACUAGAUGGUCCAGGAGUGUGACAUUACAUUCUGUAAGCGAAGGCUGCACUUCUGCGAAGCCACGUGAGAUAGGGCGCUGCAAUGUUUGUACACUGGAAGAGGAUCAUAUGUUCUGGUUCCUGUCAUUCUAUCACAGUCUAAUUUGAGAUUUGUAUUCGUUUGUUUGAGAACUGUUAGACAUUCUCAUGAAAGCAUGCAACUCGCAGCUUUUAGCCUACAUCUAUGUUUCUGUCUAGCUCCUCUCUAGCUCAUUCGAGAUGUCUUCUCAUCUGCCACGUAAGAGUUAAUCUGUGUUUGAGCGGCUGCGGAAGGUAUGUGGAGCCUAGAAUGCGCAAUCACUGUAAAGCUCAAUGUAAUACGCCAGAAAUAGAUUUUUUAUCAAGGCAGGGCAUCAGCUCCAUGGAUCGAAUUACUCAUCGACAUCUCUCCAGUUGCAGUCAAAUGCCCAAAUUUAUGCCAAUCCCUGCCGCUAAACGGAUCCAUUCUUUUAUUUUGUUAUCAUCUAUUAAGUGCUGUCUACGAACGGAAAAGGCUUCUCAUUUGAAGAAAGUUAGGUUAUCCUCUUCUUCGGCUUCAUGGUCCUACUUUGAAGUAUACGGGGAUGUUCAAGGACACUUGAGCCCAUUAGAUGAGACAGUCUGCAGAACACCAUAUGAACAGACCUUACAUCGAGAAGGUACCAGUAGAGUGUUAGCGGCUUGGAAAAAAAUUCAGUCCUGGAGCCCUACGAAAUCCAGGAUUGAAGAAAAGAUCCGGGACAGACCCAUUCCGUCUCAGAAAUGUGCCGCUAGAAGUGAUCGUGCCCGUGAACAGUCAGCUACAAUGUACAAUCGAAAGGGAAGCGGUCCAAGAUCUAGCUGGUAUACUCCAUUGCAGGCAGAGGCUUACAUUGGGCAGUCGAGGAAUUUUCAUUCUUCAAGGGCCAUCUCCCAACCUCCCACUAAAAAAAUGAAUACCAAAAGGCAACUUGCUGUAGCUGCGAUUACUCAAGCACUUACCCCUUCUCUUCAUCCUCAGAAACGCGGUCAGGGAGAGCUUGGUCUCUGCAUGGCCAAUUUUCUCAAAAGUUUCACGUCACCAGCACAAACCAACGAGACUCGGUUCUGUGAAGAUAGGGUUCGCCAAAGCCUCGAGAUUAUGUUGAAGAUAACUGAUGCGGCAGAGCGGGAAGUGAAAGCGAUACAGUCUUGGAUAAAUGACGCUGAGAAUCACUUACAUUCUCUGCCUUCAGAGAGGGACAUCGAGAGGUUGGAGGCUCUGCUCGACAAUUUACUCUGCCAUUCAGAAGAAGGCUUGGCGCGGGACAAACGUGACCAGUUCUUACGAGUUGCCUCGAACAUGAAAUACAUCCUCGCUAACAUGCACACAGUGGCAGAGAUCCAGGAAUUACAGAAGGAAUUGGAAGCGAUUGACAAAGAAAUAUCCAGGUGUAACAAUUCUUCCAAGGAAGCUGUAAGUCUCCUGCGCAGUGCCAUUGCCAGGGGUGAAGUUGCUUGGUUGCGGAACUUGGAAUCGGUUGCGGCCUGCCUGGAGGCCAUGGCCCGCACAGUGCUUCCUUUGGAAGGCUUGUACAAAACUAACCAGUAGAAAUGUAUACAUUCUGAUGUUACUGUACAGAACGACUCAUAUCUGUUAUGAGAAAGCAUUUGUACGAAAGCACAACACUCCCAAAAGAUUGGUAAAAGUAGACCUUCCCAGUGCAGGUCGCUAGCCGUGGCCCCUGGUAGUUGAAGUUGUGUGUGGAUGGCUACGAACUCGUAAUUAACCUUACUGCCCUUCCCAUAGCUUCUAGAAUGUGCAGGAUCCACUCAGUUAUUCUCUCCUUGAGGUUAUGUCUCUUGUAUAGACUUAGGUUCAGCACAUGCGUGUUGAUACAAAAACAUUUGUUUUUGAGAGUUUUGCGAAGAGAUGAGAAGUUCUAUUCCGGCGUGUUUUCAGAAAGAUGGUAAGAGGAGCAAUUGGAACCUAUGAAGCGAACUCCACUCCUCCCAUGAGCCCACUUCAAAUGACAGAAAAAUUGGAGCUGGUGAAGGCUCUAUUUUACACUAGAGUUGAGGAUGAACUUUAAGAAUUAUAUUCUCAAUCCACCAUUUGUAAAUUUUGACUUUCUAAUUUGCAAUUUGACUGUGUGGUUCACAGUAUUUAUUUUUAUUUUUA
Molecule: messenger RNA, 3355 nt
Organism: Physcomitrium patens
Lineage: Eukaryota; Viridiplantae; Streptophyta; Bryopsida; Funariales; Funariaceae
Cellular component (GO): mediator complex
Source: RefSeq, a predicted model, not a curated record